GAUAAUCAUCAUGGCAGACUCCUGGAAGCGACUCCUUUUUCAGAUCCUCCUGCUUCUCGUCUGCUGCAGGCACAUCGAUACAAAAACACCUGGUGCCACGCCCCCACCGCUGGUCCCCAUCACUUCCCUGGCAACAGAUGAACGGAGCGUUUCUCUUAAAGGUGAAAGUCACACAGAGAAAGUUGAACUGUUGAAUCCGGUCAAUCUGGCACUGCAGUGCACCUGGACAGGUAAUCAGAACAAAGCACCAAACAUAACUGGGUUCUGGAGGAAGGACGGGGAUGAGGUGGAGAACAGUCGCGUCACAGUGCAACUGGAGGGCGAUCAGUAUGAACUCAAACGAGUGUUCAGCAUCGUCAACGAAGAAAGCCUCGGAAGUUACUCAUGCGUGUUCGGAAGUGAAGCAAAAAUAGAGUUUGUUUUGGCUGCUCCACAGGUCGGUGAGGUGCGGGAUAAACCAAUAGUCAGCUACGUGGGGGACUCUGUGGUGAUUACAUGUAAAAUGGAGGAACCCAAACCAAAACCCAGCACCUGGAACUGGUACAAAGCAAAUGGUACUGACAAGGAGCAGAUCUCCGCGGUUGCAGAGCCUCUUCGCUAUGAGAUCGAAAACGAAGAGAGCAAGACCAAACUUGUGGUGCACAACCUGACGGAGGCUGACGGAGGCCUCUAUUACUGCGGUGCGGUGUACGCCAUCAGCACCACGAUGGGCCGCGUGGAGCUGAAGGUCAUCAGCUUCCAGGAGCCUCUGAAGCCCUUCAUCGCCAUCGUGAUCGAAGUGGUCGUCCUGGUCGCCGCCAUCCUGCUCUACGAGAGAAGUCAGUCCAAGAAGGACUACACGCCAGAAAAUGGAACCACUGACCAAAUGAAUACAAUGGCUCACAGGGAUAAUACUGGACCGGAGGAAACUUCAACGAGACAGCGGAAAAUUUAAAAGAUUGCGAAGCUUCUUCAAAGCUGUUGAUAUAUCUCGAUUGAUGUGGAGCUUCAAAUCAACAUCUCAGCAGCUUCUCCACACGUGUGUUCACGAAAACAAAAUGCAAUAACCGCCACUCGCGUUCAUCUUUCAGUCUUUUAGCCUUGAACCCCACAUGCACCCACACCUCGCUCUCAAAAAGGAAGUGCAUUUCUAGCUUUAUGGUAACCUCAACUUCUCUUUACUUCUGUUAUUAAUGUGUUGUGGUUUGUGAGCAGUGCCUUACACCAUGUAAACAAAUAAAAAUAAAGCACUUAAUUAACUAUAAAGCACUGAAGUUAAAAUAAAGCACUCAAGUAACUGUCAGUUUGUGAGUUUACCUUUGUAACGUUGAGCCUCACACGCUGUAUAAUAACUUGUAUAUCAAGUUAUUUCAUCAUAUAUGCAAAUGCUUGUGUGUGUAUUUAAUGUUUAUAAAUCAGAAGACGGUCAGAAAGGUCGUUUUCCAGCCUAAUCAUGACUUCAACUGUCUGUAGUUGUCAUCCUGCACCUGCUGUCACUGUGUAAACAUGCUAAUUAAAAAUACACAAGUCCCUGCCUCAAAUAACUAUCAAAGUCUUUGUGAUCGCAGAUAUGGAGACAGAGCUCACUAAGAAGGGGGCCGCCACCCAAUUUACACAUGGAAGUCUAAUGACCUUAUUGAAACACAUGAGAGAAAUUAAGUCUGCCUCGACUUGGAACCUUUUUUCUCAACUCCAAUAUUA
Pseudoliparis swirei is the source of this 1680-nucleotide messenger RNA. RefSeq names its product embigin (gene emb). Gene Ontology annotation, biological process: cell-cell adhesion. The record is from RefSeq and is a predicted model, not a curated record. Lineage: Eukaryota; Metazoa; Chordata; Actinopteri; Perciformes; Liparidae. The transcript has 9 exons. Gene Ontology annotation, cellular component: cell-cell junction. The coding region runs from base 11 to 934 and encodes 307 amino acids. Gene Ontology annotation, molecular function: cell adhesion molecule binding.